Molecule: messenger RNA, 2984 nt
Organism: Suricata suricatta (meerkat)
Lineage: Eukaryota; Metazoa; Chordata; Mammalia; Carnivora; Herpestidae
Gene: AFG3L2
Product: AFG3 like matrix AAA peptidase subunit 2
Exons: 17
Coding region: 27-2447 (806 amino acids)
Biological process (GO): protein-containing complex assembly; mitochondrial protein processing
Cellular component (GO): membrane; m-AAA complex
Molecular function (GO): ATP-dependent peptidase activity; metalloendopeptidase activity; zinc ion binding
Source: RefSeq, a predicted model, not a curated record
GGCCCGAACGGGCGGCGCCGGCGGCCAUGGCGCACCGCUGCCUGCGGCUGUGGAGCCGGGGCGGCUGCUGGCCGCGAGGCCUGCCACUGCUGCUCGUGCCUGGCAGCCGCAUGGGCCCCACAGAGCGGUCCUGCCUCCGCACGCUUUGUCAAUAUGCCACAACCCAGGCAACAACCAGCAGAAAUUCUCUCUUGACAGAUGUAAUUGCUGCUUAUCAAAGAUUCUGUUCUCGACCUCCAAAAGGAUUUGAAAAAUACUUUCCUAAUGGAAAAAAUGGGAAAAAAGCUAGUGAAACUAAAGAAGUUAUGGGAGAAAAAAAAGAAUCAAAGCCGGCUGCUACCCCACGCCCUUCCGGAGGAGGAGGUGGUGGCAGUGGAAAACGAAGUGGCAAGAAAGAUGAUUCUCACUGGUGGUCCAGAUUCCAGAAGGGUGAUUUUCCAUGGGAUGACAAGGAAUUCCGGAUGUACUUUCUCUGGACUGCUCUGUUUUGGGGUGGAGUCAUGUUUUACUUCCUGUUCAAGAGCUCUGGGAGAGAAAUCACAUGGAAGGACUUUGUCAAUAACUAUCUUUCCAAAGGAGUAGUAGACAGACUGGAAGUCGUCAACAAGCGUUUUGUUCGAGUGACUUUUACGCCAGGAAAGACUCCCGUUGAUGGGCAAUACGUCUGGUUUAAUAUUGGCAGUGUAGACACCUUUGAGCGGAAUCUGGAAACUUUACAGCAGGAAUUGGGCAUAGAAGGGGAGAAUCGGGUCCCUGUUGUCUACAUUGCUGAAAGUGAUGGCUCGUUUCUCCUGAGCAUGUUGCCCACAGUGCUCAUCAUCGCUUUCUUACUGUACACCAUACGGAGGGGGCCCGCCGGCAUUGGCCGGACAGGCCGGGGGAUGGGUGGACUCUUCAGUGUUGGAGAAACCACUGCCAAAGUUUUGAAGGAUGAGAUAGAUGUGAAGUUCAAAGAUGUGGCUGGCUGCGAGGAGGCCAAGCUGGAGAUCAUGGAAUUUGUGAAUUUCUUGAAAAACCCAAAGCAGUAUCAAGACCUAGGAGCAAAAAUCCCAAAGGGUGCCAUUCUCACUGGUCCUCCAGGCACCGGGAAAACAUUGCUCGCUAAGGCCACAGCUGGAGAAGCCAAUGUCCCUUUCAUCACUGUCAGUGGAUCUGAGUUUUUGGAGAUGUUUGUUGGUGUGGGUCCAGCUAGAGUCCGAGACUUAUUUGCCCUUGCUCGGAAGAAUGCCCCUUGCAUUCUCUUCAUCGAUGAGAUAGAUGCCGUGGGAAGGAAGAGAGGAAGAGGCAACUUCGGGGGGCAGAGUGAACAGGAGAAUACACUCAACCAGCUGCUGGUGGAGAUGGACGGUUUUAACACAACAACAAAUGUCGUCAUUUUGGCGGGCACCAAUAGACCAGAUAUCCUAGACCCGGCACUGUUGAGGCCAGGGCGCUUCGAUAGGCAAAUAUUUAUUGGUCCACCGGACAUAAAAGGAAGAGCCUCUAUUUUCAAAGUUCACCUCAGGCCACUGAAACUGGACAGCUCCUUGGAAAAGGAGAAGCUUGCAAGAAAACUUGCCUCCUUAACUCCAGGGUUUUCAGGAGCUGAUGUUGCUAAUGUCUGUAAUGAAGCUGCCCUGAUUGCAGCAAGACACCUUUCGGAUUCCAUAAAUCAGAAACACUUUGAACAAGCAAUUGAGCGAGUGAUUGGUGGUUUAGAGAAAAAAACCCAGGUUCUGCAGCCUGAGGAGAAGAAGACCGUGGCGUACCAUGAGGCUGGCCACGCGGUCGCCGGCUGGUAUCUGGAACAUGCAGACCCGCUCUUAAAGGUGUCCAUCAUCCCACGGGGCAAAGGACUAGGUUACGCUCAGUAUUUACCCAAAGAGCAAUACUUAUACACCAAAGAGCAGCUCUUGGACAGGAUGUGCAUGACUCUGGGUGGCCGAGUGUCAGAGGAAAUCUUCUUCGGAAGAAUCACCACUGGCGCUCAAGAUGACUUAAGGAAAGUAACUCAGAGCGCGUAUGCUCAAAUUGUUCAGUUUGGCAUGAACGAAAAGGUUGGGCAAAUCUCCUUUGACCUCCCACGUCAGGGCGAUAUGGUUUUAGAGAAACCUUAUAGUGAAGCCACCGCAAGACUGAUAGAUGAGGAAGUGCGAAUACUUAUUAAUGAUGCUUAUAAAAGAACAGUGGCUCUUCUCACAGAAAAGAAAGCUGAGGUGGAGAAGGUUGCUCUUCUAUUAUUAGAAAAAGAAGUAUUAGAUAAGAAUGACAUGGUUGAACUUUUGGGACCCAGACCGUUUGCAGAAAAAUCUACCUAUGAAGAAUUUGUGGAAGGCACUGGAAGCUUGGAUGAGGAUACUUCACUCCCAGAGGGCCUGAAGGACUGGAACAAAGAACGGGAAAAGGAGAAAGAGGAGCCCCGGGAUGAGAAAAUGGCCAACCAGAUCCAAGGAGGGAGGCCAUUUUAGCGCGUUGUUUUGUGGUCAUCAGGCUUUCUCUGAGAAAUAAGGACACUGUGAGGCUGACCAGAACCGCCUGCUGGCCUGGUUGAGAUGGCGGGAAGAGGAGUGCUUAGUCCUCGGCCUCUGAAGUCCCAGCCAGGUGGCAGGGUGACUUUCCAGAGGCCCAGGAGAAUGUGUCUGUGGGCCGGCUAGGCCCUCAGACGGCGGCUGAGAGCGUGGAGACGGCUCGGCAUCGUGCCCUCCCCCGGCCGUGGCACCAGCUGAUGUGUGCGGGGGACCGACCAUCCGAGGGGGCUUGCCAGUGUGGGGAGGGCGCAGUUUUCUCUUCCCGUCACCCACUCUUCAUUCCUGUUCCCUUCAGAGUUUCCCCUCUGUGGAUGAGCUGUGGAGUCCUGAUAAGAGUAUUUUAAUUUGACUUAAUACUUUAAAGAUUGAAUGCAGAACACAUGUUGCCCUUUUAAUGGAAUGCUUUUCUACGGAGAGCUGUAACAUACCUACAAAUAUGAAUGUAUUAUGUAAAUACGGCUUUACAUCAAAAACAAA